AUGUCCACUCCCACUCGAUUUCACAUGUUCCUACCGAAUUAUAUACUUGAAUUUGUAGUUUGUGAUGAAACUAGUUCUAAGAUUGAUCCUGACUUAUUCCUCAGCAAAGCCACUACCUCCCAAAUUGUGGAGGUGAUUAUAUCGUUUUAUCCUCAUCUCCGUUUUACUGAAGAUGCGCAACAAGACCACGAACUUAUUUUGAAGAUUUUUGUCGAGAUGAUCGCUCCAAGACUAUCCAAUGUAAUCAUUCCGCUCAACCGCAAGACCGACUAUCUUCAAGCCGCGCUUCACACCCCGCUUCACGAUGCUCAACCCUUGAUCAGAUGGGUGACCUGUAGCGCCGAUAUCGAUACCAAACGGAUUCAGCACUUCGAAUUGUUUUGUCUUGCGAACCCCAAGAACCGUCAGUACCGCCUUGCGGCCGAAGAUAUUGAACAAUUCGUCAAGACGUACAAGUAUCUCAACCAAGCGGAGGUUAAUGAAAUCCUCAAUAUUCAAGAUGAUGCCGACGAGGCCCUCAACAAUGCUACUUCUUACCUCCGAGGGUCUCACGAGUCAAUUGAGAGCAUACAGCUUCUGCUACGGAACCCAAACCUUUCACCAGCCGAUUGCCAACACCUUGACGAGCGGUUAAGAUGUACAAAUGCUUUGUUGGUCUCCCAUCAGAAGAUGUUUGACGGGGCUAUUCUUGAUGUCGGAUUUGUUCAAGCAUUGGGCAAAUAUCAUAAGGAAAUCCUUGCCAAACAUACCGCUCGUGUUUCGAAUUAG
Messenger RNA from Melampsora larici-populina 98AG31, 768 nucleotides. RefSeq lists its product as uncharacterized. NCBI's taxonomy places the organism in Eukaryota, Fungi, Basidiomycota, Pucciniomycetes, Pucciniales, Melampsoraceae. The transcript is spliced from 2 exons. Bases 1 to 768 code for a protein of 255 amino acids. The record is from RefSeq and is a predicted model, not a curated record.